GUUUUAGCUGAUAGUGCUGCUCUUAAAAAAAGAUUUAAGUAUUUUUUCAGUGUACCUUCAUAUAUACUAAAUUUACAUUAUUGAAAAACAAUUUAGGUAUUAUUUUGACAUGAGUACACAGCAUAUAAACGCUCACCUCAGUGACAGUUGCUAGAAGCAGAAUUUAAAAGAACAUUUUACAUUAAAUGUGUAAUAUAUAUUAAAGUUAGUUAUUAUGAAUGACAUUAUAGUACACCUUGCGAAAUUAAAAAGAUUAAACCGUGCGCCGGAAAUGUUCGAAAGUCCGAGCUGCCUUGAAUGCGCCAAAACGCCAACACGGAAGUUAUAUGGAAUCUUGGAUUGGAAACAUGUUUUUUCAUUAGUACAUCUGUGUGCUAAAAUACAGCUUUCUGUGAACUUGCAUUUUUAGUUUUCUACGCUUCGAAUCAAGAGGUCAUGUCUCAAAAGGAACUAAAACAAGCAUUUGUCAGUAAUCUGACUGGCACCAGUCUGCAGGAAGUGGUACUGGGUUCCUUUAUCUCGCCAGUGUGCCUUCUCAACAGAGGUCUAAUGUGGAUUCUUCUUCAACAGGCCACGGGGAUUCUUCCGUCAUUUUGUCACCUGCUUUUAGACUUUGCUGCCCUUAUUUUACCCCUGGUCAUCUCGUGUACAAUUUUCAGUGAUAUUCUUCUUCAGGUCAUCGUAACCUUAACCCUUGUCUCAGUGUGUAUGUUGUGCUUUAUCCACUACACCUACCACACUAAAACCACUUUCAGCACCUUACUUCAGAGCCACGUUCAAUUCAACCAGGUUCCCUUUGUGACUGUUUUUAGAGUGUUUGUUAACGUGAAAACAGCCAUCAGCAUACUUGCUGUAGACUUUGCCGUUUUCCCAAGGCGAUAUGCUAAAACAGAAUCCUAUGGGACAGGGGUAAUGGACUUUGGUGUUGGUGCUUUUGUCUUUGCAAAUGGCCUUGUGUGUCCAGAAGCACGGCGGAAAAACAUCUCUGGAUCAAAGAUUAAUUACAUUAUAAAGCAGCUUGUGUCUGUCUGUCCCUUGGUUGUCCUUGGUAUGGGACGGCUGCUGAGUGUCAAAAUGUCAGACUACCAUGAGCAUGUGACAGAAUAUGGUGUUCACUGGAAUUUCUUUUUCACACUUGCCAUCAUCAGAGUUGGGGCCUCAAUGCUUUUGAUUGUUCUCCCAAUCCACAAUUCAUGGCUUAUUUCCCUCCUGAUCAGUGGACUUUAUCAGGUCACUCUGGAGACAACGGGACUAAAGACCUUUAUCAUCCGCAACACUGACAGAGACAAAAACUUUCUACAUGCUAACAAAGAGGGUAUAUUCUCUAUGGUUGGUUAUGUAGCCAUCUACUUGGCAGGCGUUCAAGUUGGUCUUUAUGUGAUGCGCCAAAGGUCACAGGUGAAAGAGUGGCUGAAAACAAUAUUACUCCUCUUGCUCGCCAGUUUUGUGCUGUACGCUGUUUUAUACAUAAGUCAGAUACUAGUGGAGCCUGUGUCACGGCGAUCAGCUAAUUUGCCCUUCUGCCUCUGGACUGUUGCACAGUCUUUGUUUUUUUUGUCCUGCCUUGGCUUAGUUGAUGUGGUAUUGCUGUUAUCCAAAACAGCAUCAGGUUGUCACUCUAUACUCUCACCGUGGCAUCUGCAUAAAAAACAAUCAAAAUCAACUGGUCUGGUCAAUUCGACUGUAGACACAUUGAACUGUAACCGUUUAUUUUCAGUGUAUGUUUUACUAGUGUACAUGUUUAUUAACUGCACUGUUGUAUAUGUUCUUCAUAUAUGGGGGAUUACAGUUAAAUUUUGGUGAAAAAAAAUGUGUAAAUAUGAUACUGAGAUAACUUUAAUGUAGUGUAGUGUUUGUUUUCAUAUUUUGUAUUAUUAACUGGUGCUUGUUUGUGUGGUA
Cynoglossus semilaevis (tongue sole) is the source of this 1899-nucleotide messenger RNA. It is a transcript of the gene pigw, whose product is annotated as phosphatidylinositol glycan anchor biosynthesis, class W. The record is from RefSeq and is a predicted model, not a curated record. Gene Ontology annotation, molecular function: glucosaminyl-phosphatidylinositol O-acyltransferase activity. Lineage: Eukaryota; Metazoa; Chordata; Actinopteri; Pleuronectiformes; Cynoglossidae. Gene Ontology annotation, biological process: GPI anchor biosynthetic process; protein localization to plasma membrane. Gene Ontology annotation, cellular component: endoplasmic reticulum; membrane. The coding region runs from base 436 to 1803 and encodes 455 amino acids. The transcript is spliced from 2 exons.